Messenger RNA from Trichobilharzia regenti, 2133 nucleotides. NCBI's taxonomy places the organism in Eukaryota, Metazoa, Platyhelminthes, Trematoda, Strigeidida, Schistosomatidae. The record is from the annotation of a GenBank genome assembly.
AUGUGCAAAGAGGAAACGGAAAGUGCCAGAUCUGUUUUUAUGGAAUUAGUGCAUAAUAUAAUCAGUACAUUCAUGCCUCAAAUUUUGGUGAGGUUGAGUUGCCUCGCUGUGGGAAAGCGCGGAAAUCGUGCAAAUAAAGAUUUUGAAAAACCAACCAAUCAAGGGAUAGAAAAGCUUAUGUCUAUUGGUUCAAGUCGAGCAGAAAUGGAGUCUUCUUAUGAUCUCAUACCUUUGUAUGACCCUUCUGAUCAAAAUGGACUACCUGAAGUUGGAAACGAUCGUCUAAUGAUUGUACUGUAUACGAUGUAUAACUUCAUUUUAGCAGCUUUCCGUUUCUCUUCCGAUCCAAUGGACUCAACAGGAUUCAAUGAAUCUUUGUUUCUUUGGGUUAUUAAGCAUUAUCCGAAAGCACAAGUUAAUCAUGCUGUAGCUCUACUCCUGAAAAAUCAUAUUAUUAAACGACCUAAAUCGUAUGAAAAGAAGACGGAUCCAGGUUUUCGUGUAGUCAACUCUGUGCGCAUUGCUAUUAGUCACCGAUUUUCACGAUGGACUCAUGGAGAAUUCACUACACAAACUAAGUAUAUUAAUGAAUCGUAUUCAAUUUGGCUUCAUGCUGUUAACCAACUGAAUUCUUCUCGUAUUGGUAGUAUGGAUUUGAUUGGUAGUAAUACUGUAAUGAUAAGGUCUCAGCUAAGCAGAAAUAAAGAAAAAGAAGCUGUAGAAGUCAAUAAACAAUCUCAAAAACUAAUAAACAAACAUUUAUUCAAUGAUAUAACAACUGGUGGUUGUGUAGCUUUUUUCUUGGAAUUAUUAUUGUUUUAUCCACACGUAGAUAUUCAGAUAUCUAUUAAAGUGGAGGAUAUAAUUCUAGUUGGUAGCAAUCAAACGUGUGAAGAUGAGACAGUUGACUUACUUUCAUUACAAGAGAUUAAGCAGAAUUCUACCAUGCGACUGAAACCAACAGAAAUUCGAAAAGAUUUACUAUAUCGUAUGGGUGUGUCUAAUGAUAUAUUGAGUGAUCCACUAUUUGUUGGUGAUUACAACUUUAUGCGACACUCCCGUUGGUUCGAUCAUCAUCUAUCAUUUACUGGUGGUUAUAUCCAAGCUGUCUUGAGCAGUAAUGAUAACCACACCAUAAGUUGGUGUCCAUCCAAGUUGUUCGAGUUAUAUAGGGAUUCACUGAAAUCUUCAAUUCAAUCGGCUAGCAAUUCACUAGUUUUUCAGUUACCUGAUUUUGAAAGAAAUUGUUCAAAUGUGAAUGAAAAUCAACGUAAUCUAACAUUGGACGUUGAUUUGGAUAUGAAAAUAGAAGAUAGUAUAUCCUAUCGUCUCGAAGAUUAUAUUCAGACUGGCCGUUUCAGUGGUCGUUCUGUCAUGGAAAUUAAGGAAAAUAUUGGUGAUCGUAAAAGUGUUUUGAGUGCACUAAGGCAUUUAUUAGAUGCUCGUGUGGUGUUCAAUGUCGGCAGCAUUCAUUCUAGGUUCGUGCAUCAGAAACACAUACGUUUGUGGCUAGUUCACUUAAAGCCGAAUAUAAAUCUUCAUCCAAAUGUUAAACCGAAUUUGACAGAAAUAGUAAAAAGUGAGCAAUCCGAAUCCUUUCCUCAACCAAAAAGACUGAGGUUAGAUUCAACGUUAUCAGAGACAGUGGAGAAUCAAAAUGACCCAAGUUCUCCAGCUACAUACUCGUCCAGUAUGGAUGAAAUACCUAAAGGUUAUUUCUUUCCACAACCUUGGUUUUCCGAAAUAGGAUCACCUAAACCAAGGUUAUUUUGUGAUAUUCUACAAAGUUUAUGUGCUAAUUUAACUAACCAUGGUGGAACCACACUAGCCUUAUUUGCUCAGCAACAUCAAACUCUAUUUGGUCAACAAGCUAUCCGUCAAUUACUGUGCUUCCUGCGUGACUUAGGAGCGAUUCGUAUGGUGCGCAUAGUAGGCAACUCAAAGGCAUGCUUAUUUUCAGAUGCAGUGACAUAUUCUAUUUCAGAUGAUAUCCUGUUAGCAUCACCUGAAGAGUUAACAUUGAUCCCUGAACCGAAUUAUGUGACAAUUAUUGGUACAUUUACAGAUCUCUAUAUACGACACAACAGCAUUACAACUGACAAUGAAACUAGUAACAACCCUCAAUCGGUAUAG